UCAAUCUCCCUCUCUCAAUCUCCACCACCACUACUUUCAUCGUCAUCGUCACCAGCAGCGUCCACGUCCCCCCCCCCCUCGGCUUGCUCUGAUCUGCACUGGUCGCCGCCCAUUCACUUCACUCGUUCGCUUCAGUCGCCGGCUCCCUUAUCGUCUCGGCAACACCGCACCUUCCCUUGCCACCAGCUGCCGCCGACAGGUUUCACUCCCCAUUGCAGCCGACGUCAUUUUCAAACAUUGAUGCUGUGAAGCAGUGCUCCUCUUCCUUGUUGCCCGCCUUUGAGCCAAGCCCACGUCUACUGUUUCAAGCAUGACCGAUUCAAACCGUUCUACGUCGACCCCUCCGUUUGCCACCACAAGUGUCGACUUGUCCUACCAGGCUUCUGAGGUCAUUAUCGAUUCCGCCCCUGAACCCAGCACCUACGUCGAGGGCGCAAGGGGUAUCACCACUGCAUUGGACUCGCUCUCCAUUAGCGCCCAAGGUGACAACGUCACCGCAACGCCGAACAUUGAUAAGUCGGUCGACGAGUCGCGGGGAAGUCGUCAGUCGGCCAUCCCCCGUGUCUCUUUUGACGAAAUGUCGCCGUUCAUGACCGAGCCCGAAGGCAAUGAUAGCAAGAGCAGUCAAUCCGGAGGCCCUCCCGCCUUCCCGUCGCCACCCCGCGCCGAUCAGGAGGUUCGGCGGCCACCGCAGCGUUCCUCGACAUUGCCUGGUGCCACGAAGGCCCCUCAGCUCGAGUCAUCUCGACCUGCACUUGGCCGUUCGCAGUCCAGCAACGAUACUGCAGUAGGGACAAUGGGUGUGGGAUCCAUCCCCAUCGGUACAUCAGCGAUUGUCUCGGCGAUUACGGCGUUGCCGUGGGAGGCUUCAGAGGAAGAGUCGUCGGGAGAGGAGAGCGAUCCUCAGCCACCUGCCCAUCGGCUGUCGAAGACUGUGCUGUUCAAGCCGCGGGCCAAGAAGCCUGCUGCUCCUCGACUGCACUCUUCUCUCCACACCAUUAAAACCAUGCACGGUGGUGUUGGAGAAGAGGAAGACGACAACAAUGACAAAGAUCAUGUGACCCCGGUUGACACCAAGUCAAAAUCGCACCACCACUUCCACCACCAUCUCACGUUCCCGUUCAAGGACAACGUUAUUGCUCGUCGAGCGCGGGCGCCGGGUCACUCGGAACUCGUGGCUCAGGGUGUAGAGACUGCAUCUAUCAAGUCGCCAGACACCGAGGAACCGGAUAGACCGCCCCGCCGCGUCGAGUCGUCAUCGACCAUCACGAUUGGAAACGUCUCUGGCAGCGGUGACGGUCAGGGCCGUGUGGCGGAAGACGCACUCAGCGUGGAGGAGGAUCCUUCAGACAGCCAACCUCUAGCGAAGCGGCUACAAGAUGUGUUUGGGCUCGAUGAUCAGGAGGAAGUGAUUGCCGAAAUGAGCUGCUGGCUCUUGCGGAGCGUCAUGUUGAAGGGAUACAUGUUCCUGACCAGAACGCGCAUUUGCUUCUUCGCGAAUAUGCCGCAUGAAGACACUGUCGUGCUCAAGAGUGGCCCGUUGUACAAGAAGCACCACCGGACGAAGCUCAGUCCAAAGUUUUGGGUUGUGCUACGCGACAAUGUCCUUUCGUGGUAUGACAACUCGAACGACCCAUACUUCCCUCGGGGCAACGUACCUCUGCAGUAUGCCUCGAGCUGCGAGGCACUGGAUAGCACGCGGUUCAAGCUGCGCACCUCGGAGCGCAAUUACACAUUCACGGCCGACUCUGAAGCCAACGCUACGGAGUGGGUCCGUGUCAUCCAAAAGGCGAUCUUCAAGGUCCAGCACGAGGGGGAGAGCGUGAAGAUUGUGAUUCCUCUCGAAGCCGUCGUCGACAUUGAACGGAACCCCACUCUGGAGUUUGCCGAGACUAUCGAGGUCAAGGUGGUCGACCCUGAGGAUGCCAUGUCCAUGGACAGCUACUUCUUUGCCUCAUUCCCCGACAAUGACUUUGCAUACAACGUGCUGCAUCAAGCACUCGAAGAGCGGCCGAUUUCGAACCUUCCUCCUGCGUCUUCGGUCCAGGAGGCUGAGGAGAAGGAGAAGACCACCCAAGCCACCACUGGCGGUUAUGGUCUGCCUAGCAUUGGGACCGUCCUUCGGCCACUCCUCAGUCGACCUGGUGUCUCGGAGACGCGCACCCCUAUUGUGGCCCCCCACCAGCCUACUCUGCCACAGUCGUACACAGAUGACUCCCUGGCAUACCACGGCGGUGGUGAGACGGAAGGAUCUGAUGACGAAGAAGAUGAUUCCGAAGGCGUCAAGGGCUACCCCCCGAAGCAAGUGGGGAAGCCGCCUCCAGGAAUGAGCACGCCCCCACCUUCUGGCUGGCCCACGGACUGGAUCAAGAACCCUGCGGCAAAGCUGUUCGGGUCGUCGCCUGGGCGAUCUGGAUCGCCGAAGCAUUGGCCCAGAGGCAAGGGCGCUCGACGUCCUCGAGCCCAGAUCUCGUCUGUUACCGAAGUACUGGGGCCGUCCGCUGUCACGACCGAUGAAGAAAGCGAGGCGGACCUCGCACCCAGGAAGGCUCGGCUCUCGUUUGCGUCGGUACCUGACAAGCCCACGAAGGCAGUUAUCGAUGACAACGUAAUCGCCAAGUUCCGCAGAACCUUCGGCGUUCCCGAAAGUGACCAGCUUCUGGACCACUUCACAGGCUACCUGUACCGCCUCAUUCCUGUUAGGGGUCGAUUCUACAUCUCGGAGAACUACUUCUGUUUCAGAUCGUAUCAGAAGAUCUACAAGACAACCAUGAUCGUACCGAUUCGCGACAUGUUUGGCGUCAAGCCACAAAACGCGUUCCGCUUUGCUCAUCAUGGCCUCAUCUUGAUCGUCAAGGGCCAUGAGGAAGUCUUUAUCGAGUUCUCGUCCUCCGACCGUCGCAGCGAGUGCAUGAGACUCUUGGAGGAACGAAUCGAAGCCAUCCGCCUUGACACGGACGUGAUUGAGGACAAGACUAUCGAGGGGGAGGAGGUUCUUGCAGAAGAUGAAGGGGCUCUGAAGCCUGCGGUGUCACUGGAGAACAGCAGUGUGAUAUCAAACAGCACAUCGAUGUCGUCCGCAAUGUUCGGGUCGACCGCCAGCACCUUCUUGGACUUCAAGCCCGAACCAAUGACUAUCGUGUGCCUGACAAUUGGCAGUCGCGGAGAUGUGCAGCCGUACAUUGCGCUCUGUAAGGGCUUAAUGGCUGAAGGUCACACCACGAUCAUCGCCACCCAUGGCGAGUACCAGAAAUGGGUUGAGGGGCACGGCAUCGGGUUCCGAAGCGUCGGCGGCGACCCCGCUGAGCUGAUGGCAAUGUGUGUUGAGAAGGGAAUGUUCACUGUUGGAUUCCUCAAGGAAGGCCUGCAAAAGUUCCGCGGUUGGCUUGACGACCUCCUCCAGUCCUCAUGGGAGGCAUGUCAAUCGGCCGAUCUUCUCAUCGAGUCGCCCAGUGCAAUGGCUGGCAUUCAUGUAGCAGAGGCUCUCCAAAUUCCCUACUACCGUGCUUUCACGAUGCCUUGGACGCGCACUCGAGCCUACCCGCAGGCAUUCGCCGUCCCUGAGCAACAGCGAGGUGGAAGCUACAACUACAUGACAUACGUCAUGUUCGACCAGAUCUUCUGGCAUGCCAUUUCGGGCCAGAUCAACCGAUGGAGGAAGCACACUCUCGGCCUGGAUGCCACUGGGCUUGACAAGCUGGAGCAGACCAAAGUGCCAUUCCUCUACAACUUCUCACCGACGGUCGUGCCACCACCUCUGGACGCAACCGAAUGGAUCCACACGACCGGAUACUGGUUCCUUGACCAUUAUGACGGAGCGAAGCAGAACAAUUGGACACCUCCAGAGGACUUGGUGGCCUUCAUUGAAGGAGCCCACGCCAAGGGAAAGAAGGUGGUCUACAUUGGCUUUGGAUCCAUUGUUGUCACUGAUCCCGAUGAGAUGACACGCUGCGUUGUGGAUGCCGUAGUGGACUCUGGUGUUUGUGCCGUCCUUUCCAAGGGCUGGUCAGACCGAGGCCACAAGCAUCAGAGCGCCAAGGCGAAGGCUGAGAUCAUUGAGUACCCCGACGUCAUCUACCCCGUCGACUCCAUUGACCACUCGUGGCUAUUCCCCCGCAUCGAUGCCGCCUGCCACCACGGUGGUGCUGGAACUACCGGCGCGAGCCUCCGCGCCGGUAUUCCCACGAUCAUCAAGCCGUUCUUCGGUGACCAGUACUUCUGGGCCGAGCGAGUGGAGAGCCUCGGUGUUGGCACGUCUAUUCGCAAGCUCACCAAGGAGACACUGGCAGAUGCUCUGUUGCAGGCUACCACCAGCGAGAAGGAGAUUGCGCGCGCAAAGUCUGUCGGCGAGCGAAUCCGCAAGGAGAGUGGUGUUCAAAGAGCCAUCGAGGCACUCUACCGCGAUCUCGAGUACGCCAAAGCGCUCAUCAAACCGUUACCAAGCUCUGAGCCCCGACGCACCAUCUCGCUUCCAGUGCGCGUCCGCACGUCGUCCACUCCUAAGAGUGGAGCCCAAACCCCAUUCAGCACCGACAGCACUGGGGGCGAGCACAGCACUGGGCACAGCCGCGCCAACAGCCAUGGCAGCAUCUUCGGGGGCCUGAAGCGCCAUACAUCCAACAAGCACGCCAGAGCCGUAUCGGCAGACCGCGAGGGCAACUCUGAUGAGAGCUGGUCUGUGGUGUCCGACACUGGCGUCGGCGACAGUCAAGUGUCGUCGCCUGCCCAGGCCUCCAAGGUCUUGAGCGAAGGUAGCUGGGCCGCCGAGUCUGAGGAGGUACCUCGUGCUGGGCUCUUGGGUGGACUUGUCGGCCACCUUCUGCCUGGCAAGCGGACGCCCGACCGGUCGCAAGCAGCCACCCCGGAACCUCCACGCCCAGUGGCCUCCGGCACGGCAGCGUAGAAGAAGAGAAGGCGAGAUUAGAGAGUAAGAAGAGAUGAGAAUAGAAAGAGUUAUAUAUGGGCGCAGCGUCCCGGCUCUGGUUUGUUGUAUCUGGGUAUCGAUGCAUACUUCUCCAUGUGUGCAAUGCCGGCUUGAUGGUUGUCGUCGUCGCCCGGCUUUGUUGUUGCUUGCUGUUGCUACAUUUACUCGUCGGCGGCGAGCGCGGCAGCCUCCUUCUUUUGGCGGACGAGCUGCUUCAUGCGGCGCAGGUAGUCGUCGUACUGGCACUUCUCGUACGCAUGCCUGUGGUCCUCGCACUUCCAUGUCAGGUAGUUGGUCUGGUGGCGGCAGACGUUGAGGGGGAUGAGGAGGGAAGAGCACUGGUCGCGCCAUCCGAUGGGCAGGCGCGCCGUCGACAUCUCAGACUCGGAGGCGGUGGUUCCCUGUGCCAUUGUUGCGGGUUGGUGCUUGUUGUCGGUAUGCGAUCGUCGCUAUCGUUGUCGAUAUCAUUACCUCGUGCUGCUCAAUGCGCC
Molecule: messenger RNA, 5415 nt
Organism: Vanrija pseudolonga
Lineage: Eukaryota; Fungi; Basidiomycota; Tremellomycetes; Trichosporonales; Trichosporonaceae
Product: Sterol 3-beta-glucosyltransferase
Exons: 15
Coding region: 311-4903 (1530 amino acids)
Biological process (GO): carbohydrate metabolic process; sterol metabolic process
Molecular function (GO): UDP-glycosyltransferase activity; hexosyltransferase activity
Source: RefSeq, a predicted model, not a curated record